CCAGUCAGUACUGACUAGAGAAAGUGCAGAGAGAAGCCAAAGGAAGAGCUGAUCAUUGGGCUGACAACGCAAACAGUGAAAACACAUCAUCAUGUCAGCUCCACCGCCGGUUGAGCCUCUGUCAAUGAACGUAGCCAGCAGGAGUGUCAGGAUUCAGAUCACCAACCAAACCAACAUCUACACUCUGAUGAACCCACAGGUAGCCAUGAUGAGUGGGGUUGUCUAUGCCCGACCUGCAUCCACAGUCAAGCCCAUGGAGAGUGAAGUCAGCUCCUUCAUUAAAAAAAGCAUAUGGCCAACAGGCAGUGUUGGUGUUAUGACCUAUGAAUUGCAAAGUGACAACAGCUCCAAAGACGAGAUCUUAGCCAUCAUGUUCUCUGUGCCCUUUGACUACAUGGUGUACAGUAACUGGUUUGGUGUGGAGUUCUAUGAUCAUGGCCGUGCCUGUGACGAGAAAUUGUUCGAUGAGAUGGAGGAUGAAAGAAGAAGGAUGUGUGGCUCAGAAAUCUACUCUGAAGGAAAGUUCCUCAAGGUGAAGGCCAAAAUGCUUGACCAGGCCAACAGCGUCCUCACGGUGGAGCUAUCAACAAGAAAAUGAACACAUACUUCUCUUGAAGACCUCUGAGGUACUAGGAAGUAUGGAAAUCCCCUGAUCAAUUAAGUGAACUUGGCUAAUCUUUACUACCUAUCAUGUUAAUUAAUGCUUGACGGGAAAAUAUUUUACUUUGUCUUAACCUACAUGUAUGAACACCAGUAUGUAAUAAUCACUCUGUUAAACCUUUACUUCUAACUAUUUCUGUCUUCAUUAAAUUUGGGUUUACAAUAAACCUGUAUUGUGAACCCAGUUUCAAGACUUCAGUCCACC
Messenger RNA from Osmerus eperlanus (European smelt), 865 nucleotides. Its product is annotated as DELTA-thalatoxin-Avl1a-like. The record is from RefSeq and is a predicted model, not a curated record. Lineage: Eukaryota; Metazoa; Chordata; Actinopteri; Osmeriformes; Osmeridae. Bases 92 to 598 code for a protein of 168 amino acids. Gene Ontology annotation, biological process: pore complex assembly; monoatomic cation transport; cytolysis in another organism. Gene Ontology annotation, molecular function: channel activity. Gene Ontology annotation, cellular component: pore complex. The transcript has 3 exons.